AUGGUUCACCUUUCCCAAAUCCCUAACAAUGACAAGGUUGCUGCUCCCCUCGUCGAAGGGUUGAAGAAACUUACAAUGGCUGCUUCGAGCGAGGAGGAUCGAUUCACAACUAGUGUUUAUGGUUCUAGAUUUGCUGCGGAGGAUCUGCCAGAGCAUGAGAUGCCGGAUGGAGAGAUGCCCAAGGAGGUUGCGUAUCGUAUGAUUAAAGAUCAUCUUUCACUCGAUGGAAACCCUAUGCUGAAUUUGGCAUCUUUUGUUACUACAUUCAUGGAAAAAGAAGUUGAAGAUCUCAUGACUGAGAGUUUCAGCAAGAAUUUCAUUGAUUACGAAGAAUAUCCUCAAUCCGCAGACAUUCAAAACCGAUGUGUUUCCAUGAUCGGUCGUUUGUUCAACGCUCCUACAAAUGAAGAAGGCGAUGCUGCUGUUGGUACCUCGACCGUCGGUUCUUCCGAAGCCAUUAUGUUGGCAGUUUUGGCCAUGAAGAAACGCUGGAAGAAUGCUCGUAUCGCUGCUGGAAAAUCGACCGAUAACCCAAAUAUCGUUAUGUCUUCUGCUGUUCAAGUCUGCUGGGAAAAAGCAGCUAGAUAUUUCGAGGUGGAGGAAAAAUACGUUUACUGUACUCCAGAUCGAUAUGUAAUUGAUCCUGAGGAGACAGUCAAUUUGGUGGAUGAGAAUACCAUUGGUAUUUGCAUCAUUCUCGGAACUACUUAUACCGGAGAGUAUGAAGAUGCCAAGGCUGUGAACGAUCUUUUGAUCGAGAAGAACAUCGAUACCGUUAUUCAUAUCGACGCAGCUUCAGGUGGAUUUGUAGCUCCAUUCACCGUACCAGAAUUGGAGUGGGAUUUCAGAUUAGAAAAGGUUGUUUCUAUUAACACCAGUGGUCAUAAAUAUGGACUCGUCUAUCCAGGCGUUGGUUGGAUUGUUUGGAGAGCACCAGAAUACCUUCCUAAGGAGCUUGUUUUCAACAUCAAUUAUCUUGGUGCCGAUCAAGCUUCUUUCACUCUGAACUUCUCCAAGGGUGCUUCCCAAGUUAUCGCUCAAUAUUACCAACUCAUUCGUCUUGGUAAGAAGGGUUACAAAGCUAUCAUGAGCAACUUGACAAGAACCGCCGAUUAUCUCUCCGAUUCUCUUGAACAACUCGGAUUCCUUAUCAUGUCUCAAAAGAAUGGAAAAGGCCUCCCACUCGUCGCUUUCCGUAUUGACCCAAACUCCGACAAACAUUAUGAUGAAUUCGCAAUUGCUCAUCAACUCCGUCAACGUGGAUGGGUUGUUCCAGCAUAUACUAUGGCACCAAAAACUGAUAACCUGAAGAUGUUACGUGUCGUCGUCCGUGAGGAUUUCAGUAAAUCAAGAUGUGAUUCAUUAUUGAAUGAUAUCAAGUUGUGCUGCAGUGUCUUGGAUGAGAUGGAUAAAGAUACUGUCAAGAAGAAUCAAGAAUACAUUAAGUCGCAUGCUACUCACUCUGGAAAGAGCAAGCAUAACCAUGCUCAUUAUAAGAAUGAGAAGCAUAGUUUGCAAGGAAAGACUGGAAAGACUCAUGCUAUUUUGACGAUUAGGAGGGACGAAACGCAAAGGUACGAAUCGAGAGAAGGAACCCGGGAAAGACAAUACGAUACCAGGUUGGAUGAGACAAAUCAAACGAGCUCAACAAACGAGAGAAAGAAACGACGUAUGAUAGUUUCCAAAGGGAUAGAGGAAGAUUGGCGAGAGAAAUUACGGAAUAGAGGAUUUCAGAGCUGCCGAGGAGAUAUGAGCGCUGGAGGUGGAGUAGCAGCAGGAGCAGGAGGAGUACCGCAGAAACAGAUCCGCUUCGUGAAUAAUGAGGGACAACCGCCUGCGAAGAGGCGGAGGGUUAAUGCUGCAUGUCGGACCUGCAGGAAACGCAAAACAAGAUGCGAUGGGAAACGACCACUUUGUUCGACAUGUACGGAUAAUGGUCAUGAAUGUAUGGGGUAUGCGGAGGGAUCUGAUGGAGCUACGAACUCGAUAAGGAAGGAGGUGAAAACCCCAGAUGGUGGGGAAGGAGAUGAGGGGGAUUAUGCACAUUCACAUCUCCGGAGGCCUGGAACGUUGAAAGAAAACUCGAGAGAUACGGUACCGCAACAAUUUCAACAAAGAGCGAAUACAACUGCUGCACGGACGAGAGUUGAGGUUGAUCAAUCAUAUAUGCAUGAUGCAUCUCGAAGGCUGGGAAGUGAGGAUAUGGGGAACAAUCGACCUGGAAAUCCGGGGGUUGACUAUAGAGAUGCAGUUCUAUUUCCAGACGAGAGUCCCAAUCCUCUCGAAAGAGAUCAACCACUUCUCAGUGAAACAACCAUCAGUGAAAGCCAUCGAGUACCAUAUUUCAGAUAUUUUGGUCCAACAGCCAUUGUACCCGGAUUCAAACAAAUGGUGGUUUCUGUUCGGGAACACAAAAGAAGUAUGGGCGCUCCAUCGUCCUCUUCUCUCACAAUGUCACCCAUAUCCGCGAAACAUUCUAGUGGGGGUUCUGUGAAUGGAACGCCAUCUCAAGCGGGUACUGAGCCAAGGUCUGCAAUCGAUAUGCCACUUUAUGAUCCUAAUGAUCCGUUACCGGUCAAUAGACUUAUAAUCCAUCUUGUGGAAGUCUUCUUUGCUCAUUUGGGUUGUAAUUACCCUUUUCUAUCGAAACGACAGGAAAAUUUCAAACGUCUGGUAGAAGAAAAGAAAGUUGAACCUAUUCUUGUAGAUGCAGUUUGUGCAUUAGCGGCUCGAUUUUCAGAUCAUCCACUUCUCACUACUUCACAUGAUUCACCACAACCGAAAUCAGAAUAUGGACAAGUCUUUGCUCAGCGAGCUAAAGCGGCUGUCGUGGAUACAUUUCCUUGUCCCACGGUUGGAGCUGUACAAGCUUGUUUAUUACUUGCUUAUGAGGGAUUUGGUGCGAAUCAAGAUAGUGCGUUGUGGAUGUAUCUUGGAUGUGCUAUAAGAAUGGCGGUGGAUCUUGGGCUUCAAAAGUUGGAUGGUGUUAAACAUCAAGGGCAGAAGGAUCCAGGAUACCAUAGGUCGACGAAGGAAGGAGAAUCAGAUGAACCUGAUGCUACUAUUACAGCGGAAGAGAAAAGUGCAAUUGAAGAAGAAAGAAUAGAUACACUCUGGGCAGUCCUCAUGCUUGAUCGAGUUAUUUCUUCUGGCACUGGUAGACCAGUGAGUCUUAAAGAUGAAGAUCUCGAAUUGACACUUCCAUCCGUAUCCAACAAUACAGAAGAAGCAUGGCCAGAUCCUUUCCCUGCACUUAUCAGAAUCAUACAUUUGUAUGGUCUAGUUUCAGAUUUGUUGAAUCGGAUAAGAGGUGCGGACGAUAUUACACCUGGGUUGAUAAAACAACUAAAGGGUAUGGAAAAGGAUUUAACUGUGUUGUAUCAAAGUUUGGAUGGGAGAUUGGAAUUUUCAGCGACCAACUUUCAACAUUAUGUUAAGAGUGGGGAGGGAACCAAUUUUAUACUUGUUCAUUUUUGGUUUCACACCUUAAUCAUGUUACUUCACCAGCCUACUUUGAUGCAAUCUCUCGAAGGAAAAGUUCUACAAUUACUUCCUCAUAGUCGGGAACUCAGCAUGUCAUCUGCUAAAACUAUUGCGGACAUCUUGGCUUUUGCUGAACUUAUUGAUCCGAGAUCAUUUAUUGGAAACCCAUUUACGUGUCAACCGAUAUAUAUCGCUGGAUGUGCUUUUCUUAAAGAGAUUGCGUUGCACACUUCUCAGCCAUCUUCUAGAAACCCCAGUCCUCGUCAAAGCCCUCCAUCGGAUACUGUGAAAUCAGGUGGGAAUCACAAUAAUCAAGGAAAUCAAAAACAGAAACAUUCAUUGCUUGCAGCAGCAGCGAAUCAAAACUAUCAACGGUGUCACAAAGCUUUACAACAUAUAGAAUCUUAUUGGGCUGGAACACGAUAUAUUCGAGUAGCUAUGGAACAGAAACAAAGUGGAAUAGAUCCACAGGAAGUGGAAACAUAUACGGCCGAAGAAUAUACCGAAGCUACUAAACCAAGACAUGAAAUUAUACCUAAUUGGAGACGAAAAUUCUCUGCAAAUUCUCCUGGUAGAUUUCCGGAAUUUGUACGUUCACCAAUGAUGGAAGCACUUCCUGGAUCUCCGGCAAUAGAUUUGGCUCAAGCUAUUGGUUGGUCUCUGACUGGAACUACUAAUUCUCCAAGUUCAAAUUUGACAUUCAUGUAUCAAAAUCAAAGUGCAGCGGAUCAUUUAGAGAUGAGAGCUCAGAAAGAAUAUGGACAGGGAAAUAUGAUUUAUGAUCCUAUUAGACAAAGUUUACCGGAAAAUACAGCGGGUGGUACGUCGACUAGUGGGAGGUUUGAUAGAUUUAUAGGGACUUCGAGGAGUAAUCAUAUGCCUCCUCCGGGACCAAAAUUCAUGCAUGGUACGAACUCAAAUAUUGAUGCUAGUGCAACGGCGGAUGCGGAAAUGUUACUGGGGUUGGGUGCUGGAGGCAAUGGAAGUGGCAGUCCAUAUCCGACACCGAGGAGUGAAAACCAUGCUUUUGAUCCAGGACCAAGAAAUACGAUGAGUCCAAGGCCAGGAAGAUCAAGUACACCUGGGGGAGGAGGUGGGUAUGAUUUCUCGCAUACCCCAUCGACAUCUAGAGCGGGAGGAUUCUAUAAUCACAACAAUCAUAAUCACAAUAAUAAUAACGGAAGUAAUCUACACGGUAAUAAUAUACAUCCCGUUAACGGGCACGCAAAUGGAUCGGGUAAUGGACAGGGAAAUACAUAUCAUGCGGGAAAUCAUACAAAUACAAAUUCGCAUUCGCACGGGUACAUGGGCAUGGGAAUGGGAAACAACGGGAUGGGCGACAUGAUGAUGGAAAGUCAGGAUAUCGAUAUGAGGGGUUUGGGGGAGGAUAUGAUGCCUUGGUUGGAGUAUUUGCCGGGGGAUAUGUUGGGGUUGAGUGGAUUUUUUGGGGAGGAGGGAGAGGGUGGGGAAGAGAGUCCGGCUCAUGACCCUAUGCAUUUCGACAACGAUUCCGAGGAAUAG
This is a messenger RNA of Botrytis fragariae, 5004 nucleotides long. Its product is annotated as putative pathway-specific nitrogen regulator protein. The record is from RefSeq and is a predicted model, not a curated record. NCBI's taxonomy places the organism in Eukaryota, Fungi, Ascomycota, Leotiomycetes, Helotiales, Sclerotiniaceae. Gene Ontology annotation, biological process: glutamate metabolic process; DNA-templated transcription; regulation of DNA-templated transcription. The transcript has 10 exons. Gene Ontology annotation, molecular function: glutamate decarboxylase activity; DNA binding; zinc ion binding. Bases 1 to 5004 code for a protein of 1667 amino acids.